AUGGAGAAGAGUGAGUUUGUUAAAGUCGCAAGAGAUUUGAAGGGGUACGUCAUUGGAAGGCGUGGCUGUGUGAUAAACGAAAUCAUGGAUAAGUCGGGAGCAACAGUUAGUACACAGAGCAAGGAGGAGGAAGGGUUUACAAUCAGUGGUAAUCAAGAGCAAAGAGAAUGUGCUAAAAAGCUCAUCUUACAAAAAGUGGUAAGUAGGUCCAGAAAAAUGUGAAAAUUCUUGAACGCGGUGAAGACGGUGGCGAAACUCACCCCCGCUUUGUCUACUUUUAUAUAGUGAUUACUCUUGUCGGAAAUACCAAUGUGCUGUUGACCAAAUUUAUUGUAGAUACGAUUUCCAACGUAAUUUUGAAAAUCGACACUGGUCACUACAUGAUAUGGCCGCCAUGCAUGUCUGUUUGUUUAUUAAAAAUUAUCAUGAAUAAAUGACACUUGAAAUGUAUGUUGUCUGUGAAAUAAACUGACUCAAAUGCUAACAUUCCUUAACAAAGAGCUCUGUAUUCUCUUCAAGUGGCCUCAUUUGACCUGGUAGUUGGCGGGAUCUCACCUUGCUUAGGCAGGAAAAUUUAAAUAAGAAAAUUUUCUUCUGCCGUUACAAUGUUGUUAUUGUUGUAUUUUCUUACUGUAGAUGAUCUGUCAAGAAUUGGAAAGAUUUCCAAAGAAAAAUAUCUUUCUAACAAUGGUUUGAAACGGCGGGUAGAGGUUACCAUCCACCUAAGCUGCAGGCGAAGCUGACGAAACGGCUGCCAGCCCUCUGCUUGCUUAGAUGGUGUUCUUGCUCAGAGCAAGAGGGCAAUUUGCGUGCGUAUGCGUGCAUCCGCUGAACGACAAAUGCAUGAGCGCAUCAAAUCUGAUGGCGGAAAAUUAAAAACUCGCGCAAAAUUACAGCCCUUUUGAAAGCCAUUUCGUUGUUAAAUACUAUGCUUUCCCACUAUGACAAAAGUCGCACGUUUUCUACGCAGGUUUUCAGUUGUAGAUUUUUCAGCGGUACAUUUUCUUGACUUUUAAAGGCUGUGAAACUCAACACCAAAAGUUACUGUUCCUGAUAUUUUUCCAAAGCAACGAAUUUCUUUGGCUUGAUUUCCAACACACGGUUUUACUUAUCAAAGAAGAAAUGCAUCGCAGCAAUGGUCAGCUGCUUUAAAACAGCGUAAAAGGGUUUUAUACGCCAGUUUUAUUUAUUAGAAUGUUGUUUAAACUGAUCGCGGAGGCACGCGUUAAUAUAUGCCACAAACACACGAAAUCAAUGUUUUUAUAGUUUCAUGGAAAAAUAUGAAAAAAUAUCAUUUUACAGAAAAUGAAGAGUGCAUUCAGUCUUAAGACAGCAGCAAUUGAUCAUAUACUACGUACUCGAGCAUUUCAUAAGCUCACUCUGAGCAGAUAAUACAAAUGCACACUAAAUGACGACAAUACGACUACCUUUAUUUAACUCUAAAAGAUUCAGAGACUUGCCCUAAGGUUGGACCCGUGUAUCCUAAAUUUUUAUUAUAAGAUCCCUUACCAAACCAUAUGUAUUUUGAAACUGAUUUUAAAGUAUUUAAAAUGUAUUUUCAGUAUUUGAACACUAUUUUCCUGUAUUUUAAUACUAUUUGACAAAAAAAUUUAAAUUUUCGCCCCUGUUUGAAAUAUAUCUUGAGUGUAGUUAAAUUGUAUUUCAUGUAAAGGAAAACCUCUCUCAUCAAUUUGCAAUGUAUUUUGUUUAAUAAAUAUGAUUAAAAUAGAGUAUUUAAAAUGUAUUUUGGGCAUAGAACCACUAACACCGUUACAAACAGAGUUCAAGUAGACUAUUUGAAAUAUGUUUUAAGGGCUUUUAUGCUGACUGUAAUUAAGAAACUUUUAAAUAGGGUACUUUAACUCUGUUUUGAGUUGUAUCUAAAAUGUAUUUUGAGACGCAUCCACCGACAAAGUUACAAACAUAGUUCAAAUAGACUAUUUGAAAUAUGUUUUAAGAGCCUAAAUGCUGACCGUAUUUUAAAUCCUUUUAAAUAGGGUACUUUAACACUGUUUUGAGUUGUAUUUAAAAUGUAUUUUGAGACGCAUCCACUGACAAAGUUACAAACAGAGUUCAAAUUGACUAUUUGAAAUAUGUUUUAAAACCUUAAGAACUGACCGCAUUUUAAAUACUUUUAAAUAGGGUUUUCCGAUUUAGCGGAAGUUCUGCGGAAGUGGAACUAGCCAGUUUCAAAUGAGUUCAAUUUCUAGCCUUUCUAUACGUGAAAUUCGUUUAACGCCGACUACUGUCAGUAAAUCGCUAAUUUGUUUAUAACUUGCACUUCGCGAGACCAGCUGCAGCACUAAAUUUUAUAUUAUUCUUGCAAAGUUUCAUAUAACUCGAUUCCCCAAGAAAAUCAGGAUUCAAGGAAAUAAUUUCCAUGGCCAACUCUUUAGAGUCUGAGGCUGAAGAAGACCAGAAAAAAAUGGAAUAUCAAUAUUCCUGUUCAGCCCCCAACAAAUCAAAUUUCGGGCUUUGCACUCUGAGAAAAAAAGGUGCAUGUUGAAGUGUGGAAAGCGAUAAUGUUUCUAGCUGGGUUUUUAUACGGAGCGUAGGAAGAAGAUUUUAACCCUAUUCUUUCUACCAUUAAAACUAUAAGCAUGCACUCGGCCUAAUUUGUUUAAACCUUCAUUUUGAAAUAGCUUAAAAUGUGUGUUUUUCCAAAGAAUAAGCAUUUAACAUGUGUGCUGCUUUGUUAUUCUUUUGUUAUUUGUCAUAUAUGAGGCUUUCUUCUGCAAUCCCGCACCUUAGUGGGAACUCAUGGAAUUUCGCGCCAGUGUCAAAAAAUUUUUGCAUUCGCUUAGUUUAGUUUGAUUGCACCAAUAACUAUGAUUGCGCAUUCUGCCGUUUGUAUAAAUUUAUUGUCAUGAGCUUUUGCCAUAGUUAUGCAGAGUCGAAUAGAUAUCCACAAAUAGACGAAAUUGCCAGAUACGAUGCAUGGAGACUGCUCCCGCCGUCUUUCCCAAUUGGUAGGAGAGGAGAUAUACAAUGUCAUUCCUUUUCUGUUUAUAAAUUAUCGUAUUUAUGUGGCACUCGAUGAGACAAUGAAAACGAUUUUUAUUUACGUUUGACGUAGCAAAUUUAGAAAUAACUUGCGAUCAGACCUCCCAAAGAAAAUGGGAAAAUCUAAGGACCGCCUGAUCGCAGAUUAAUGAAGAAAAAUCAGACGUCUUGAGAGAUUCCCUCCUUGCCCAGGAUAUUAUCCAGUAAACGAAAGCAGUAUUGUUUACGUUUUUCCUUGUUAGCGUAUAUGUUUUAUCUUUUUUAAAUGACUUUUGAAAAAAGUUAGCACCGAGGGUGAAUUUAUUUGCAGCAUAUGCGUAUCUGCCAAAUGCGACUGCUAGAAGCAAAUACUGCAAAUGAGUCCUCUUGUUUUUAAAAAACGUUUACCAAACAUGUUUGUGCUCAUUUAUCCUUUUACGAGCCAGAUAUUUUGCAUAAAAAAUGACAUCAUGCAAAGAUUUACUUAUAACGAAAAAAUCGAGAUGACUUUUUACAGUAUAAUGGAAUCAAUUUCACAUCUCGGAAAAAAUGGCUCGAACUUCCGCUAAGUCGGAAAACCCUAAUAGGGUACUUAAACACUGUUUUGAGGUCUAUUUAAAUUGUAUUUUGGGCACACAGCACUCUGACUAUAAAAACAGAUUAUCCAUAAACUAUUUGAAGUCUACUUAAAGUCAUCAAAUGCUUACCUUAUUGUAAAUACUUUUAAGUAGUGUACUUAUAACUUAUUAUUACUAGGGUGCAAUACUGUAAUGUCUUUUGGGAGACUUAUACUCAGACUAUAAAUAAAAGUAACAAUUGCACAAAGUUAAUUUUUAAGCCUUCAUCGUGUCACGAACUCAUAAAUGACUCAAAACAAGCUGUCACAUAUUGUGNCACCUAAGCUGCAGGCGAAGCUGACGAAACGGCUGCCAGCCCUCUGCUUGCUUAGAUGGUGUUCUUGCUCAGAGCAAGAGGGCAAUUUGCGUGCGUAUGCGUGCAUCCGCUGAACGACAAAUGCAUGAGCGCAUCAAAUCUGAUGGCGGGAAAUUAAAAACUCGCGCAAAAUUACAGUCCUUUUGAAAGCCAUUUCGUUGUUAAAUACUAUACUUUCCCACUAUGACAAAAGUCGCACGUUUUCUACGCAGGUUUUCAGUUGUAGAUUUUUCAGCGGUACAUUUUCUUGACUUUUAAAGGCUGUGAAACUCAACACCAAAAGUUACUGUUCCUGAUUUUUUUCCAAAGCAACGAAUUUCUUUGGCUUGAUUUCCAACACACAGUUUUACUUAUCAAAGAAGAAAUGCAUCGCAGCAAUGGUCAGCUGCUUUAAAACAGCGUAAAAGGGUUUUAUACGCCAGGUUUAUUUAGUAGCAUGUUGUUUAAACUGAUCGCGGAGGCACGCGUUAAUAUAUGCCACAAACACACGAAAUCAAUGUUUUUAUAGUUUCAUGGAAAAAUAUGAAAAAAUAUCAUUUUACAGAAAAUGAAGAGUGCAUUCAGUCUUAAGACAGCAGCAAUUGAUCAUAUACUACGCACUCGAGUAUUUCAUAAGCUCACUCUGAGCAGAUAAUACAAAUGCACACUAAAUGACGACAAUACGACUACUUUUAUUUAACUCUAAAAGAUUCAGAGACUUGCCCUAAGGUUGGACCCGUGUAUCCUAAAUUUUUAUUAUAAGAGCUACGUUAUCAAUGCCUCACCGUUUUCAAAGUUAACUAUCAAAAAGUGUAGGGAAAAUGUAGUAGUUUCAAAUACUUUUCAGCUUCUGUUAAAUGAAUCGGGGAAUCUACCAGCGACAACAACCUUACCGAAGACUUGUACGAAGACAGCAAUGAAACCGAAUAUGUUUGACAAAAAUUGAGUGCUAACCUCUUUCGUAAUUGUUGCAAUCCAUUUAAACUGAUACUAUCAUUGGCUCAAUACGGAUGGUGUUAGGUAUCAAAAAUUGAUUUAAUACAUCUAAAUGAGUGGAACUCUUCAAGUUUAUUGAAAUGCGUUCAAAUACAGUAUGUAAUGGUUAUUUUGAGGAGCAAGGGAUGGCGCAGUGGUGAGAGCACUCACCUCCCACCAUUGUGGCCCGGGUUCAAAUCCCAGUGUCGAAGCCAUAUGUGGGUUGAGUUUGUUGUUGGUUUUCUCCUUUCCUCCAAGUAGUUUUUCUCCGGGUACUCCGGUUUUCCUCCCUUCUCAAAAACCAACAUUUCCAAAUUCCAAUUCGACCAGGAAUCAAGUAGACGAAGAACCACUUCGUGCAACUGCUACCUCUAAAUUAUUAUUAUUUAUUUAUUUUACAGUGUUGUCCAUUUUCUCAACGGCGUUUUUCAGAAAACGUGAAGUGGGUGGGUGGUUAACAAAGUGCAUCACAAGUAUUAAAUAAAGCAAAAACCCUUCUCUUUCACUUUUCCCCUUCCCAAAAAAGCUCAGUAACUUCAGUAAUAAUAUGGGGCCUGCAUCCGCAUUUCUUUUUGCAAAAACGACACUGAAGUGUACUCUUACAAAAUCGCAUGUUAGUGUAGCCACUUAGGUGUUCUUUGUAAGUGGACCACUCGUAGAUAGCCAACGAGGCCCUAGCCGAGUUGGCCAUAAUCAAUCAUACUCAACAAGCGUGAGGUAUAACUGUUUUGUUACUGAAAAACCGACGUCCAGAAAACAUCAACAAAUCUUCCCGACUUUUCUAAGGCCAACCGGAAGAGACAAGGGGCUUCCGGUUCUCAUUUGUCACACAUCUAUCAAAACUGUCACAAUUGGUCAACGAGAACACAAUGAAAAAAAAAAUUACGGUGAACACCUAACAACUUAUCAAGAUUCUCGCUCUGUACUCUGCUUGACAGCGAAAAAAAAAUCGCAGAUUAUGUUAACAAAGAGAAUUUUUCAAUGCAACCAUCGAAUUAUUGUGAAUUUGGAUAUCUGGUGCAGUAAUUGAAGGAAGCUAUUCACGCGGUCGCCAUGCAGAAAGCUCGUGCAAAGCUUGUCGUGAAGUUGUUUGAAGCUUUGCUGUUUGAGAACAGAAUCUAUAGAUGCCGGAUUUGCGUAGUGGAUGGGUUCAUAGCCUUUACUUGCAGCUACUUCCAGCAGUAAAUAACCGUCCAAAGUUCAAAGAUUCAGUUGUCACCUAUGGGAGGUAGUCGCUUCCGAGAGGCGAACCGUAGGGGGUCUUUUCCGAGAAGAUCUUUAGACACAGACGUUGUGGAAGAAUUAAUUGCAGGAAAUUUCUAAGGUACAAUAUGUGUAGUUCGAUCUUGUCACUAAAAGUUUAUCGUAUACUCUGAUUAGUGUUGCACAUACAGCGAACAUAGACUUAAACCAUGCGUCAAGUGGUCGCUUACAAGAGGAUAAGAACAAUGAAAAAUUCUAAAACCGUCAUCCUAAAAAGUGGUUGCGGUUACGAGAGGUUCCAGCUGUAGUGAUUUAACUGGAAAAAUGUCGUUGUUUUUAUGUGGCUAGAUUUAUUUUAGGUAAGGUUCCACUUGAGCCGAUGCGACCAGCGGCUUUACUCUCUGAAGCACGUGUUCUACGGGGGUGCCGGCGGCCCCUUUAAAUUGCAGUGCUUUUACAUAUUGCUUUAGUUUUGCUUGAGGCACCUAUCCUAAGCUCGUCUAUUGGCGAGGAGUUUAAGGUAAGUUGUCGCUUAUAGGGAGGUGCUUUCUUACGAGAGGUGGUUCCACAUGGAGGUUCGACUGUUGUCACUUGUGGUGUAUAUUCUGUUUGUCGGAUGAACAGGGUGGAGAUAUACUUCGGCGAGUGGCUUCGUGAUCUCCAAGAAAUUUACCAAACACGUUUGACUUUUUUCGUAGCCGGUCGAGAUAUAUAUUUUUCAUGUAUUUUCAAAGAAUCAUCGUGUCAUACUGUUUAUACUUUUGGGUCUUUUGUUGUAUUUUCCGACGAAAUUGCAUUUCUAGCAGUCUAAGAAUUUUCUCCGGUCGCCAUUUCUUCCCUCUGAGAAAAAGAACUUCAGCAUGCUUCUAAUCUUGAACUGACGCGUAAACUUAACAUUUUUGUAGAGCAUGGUAUAAUUAAUGGCUCAUAUGCUAUGAUGGCUAAGCCAAUCAAACUCAAGAACUGCAUUAUCCGAUGAUUCAGUUUUUUAUAUCCCGUGAUCGCUUAGCCAAUCAAAACUCUAUAAUUUCAUAAACCAAUGAUCCAUUUUUUAAAAAUAUAAUGAAAGGACCUGUCACGUCAUCUAAAGUGCAGGUCACCUUGGCCGUCAGCUCUGAUUUGUUAAAACACUGGCACCCGUAGACGACAACAACAAAACCUGGAUCGGAUAAACCUCCGUAAGUCAUCAAAUUACAAAUGGUUAGGGAUACGGUUAUAGCGAUCGAUCUGAUCCAGGUUUUGUCGACGCCGGGCAGAAUGGUAAUUUACUUUUUAUUUACUGGUAAGGAGCAAAGGCGAANUUUGUAGAGCAUGGUAUAAUUAAUGGCUCAUAUGCUAUGAUGGCUAAGCCAAUCAAACUCAAGAACUGCAUUAUCCGAUGAUUCAGUUUUUUAUAUCCCGUGAUCGCUUAGCCAAUCAAAACUCUAUAAUUGCAUAAACCAAUGAUCCAUUUUUUUAAAAUAUAAUGAAAGGACCUGUCACGUCAUCUAAAGUGCAGGUCACCUUGGCCGCCAGCUCUGAUUUGUUAAAACACUGGCACCCGUAGACGACAACAACAAAACCUGGAUCGGAUAAACCUCCGUAAGUCAUCAAAUUACAAAUGGUUAGGGAUACGGUUAUAGCGAUCGAUCUGAUCCAGGUUUUGUCGACGCCGGGCAGAAUGGUAAUUUACUUUUUAUUUACUGGUAAGGAGCAAAGGCGAAAGAGUGAAUUUGUUGAGGUGCCAAGAAACUUGAAGAGGUACGUGAUUGGAACUGGUGGCGUUGUGAUAAAAGAAAUCAGUCAAAAGUCUGGAGCAAGAGUUUCCCAGACCAUGGAGGAGGAAGGGUUUACAAUCAGUGGUAACCAAGAGCAACGAGCACGCGCCAGGCAGCUCAUCUUAGAAAAAGUGGUAAGUUUAUAAAUUACAAAUGUGAAACAACUUUUGGAAUGAAGACUGUGAACUGCGGAAAUACAAAUUUAAAUGAAGAUAUGAUCGUCGCAGUGGUAAUUGCAAUUUAAGCAAUUGCAAAUUAACCCGAAAAAAUUUUCGGGACUUUCACGGGAUUCUAACCCAUGGCCUCUGCGUUAGCGCUGCAGUGCUCUACCAACUGAUUUAUGAAGACCCAUACAUUGGGAGCAGGCCAAUUUGUUGAGUCAUCUUAACCCAUGAAUUGUCACCAUCAAUUUCACAGCUACGCAACCAUUGAAAUAUAUGAAGUUUUGGAAGGUGUGGAUAUUGAAAAAGAAAAAAAAAAACGAACAAACAAAAACAAAAAAUAAAAUAUGGGACGGUUGGCCUUGAAUGUACAAGAAGUGACUUAAUUAUUGGUUGAAAUAUACUUACAGUAACUUAAACUUACUGUAGGUGCCAAAUUUGUGUUUCUUACAGUUUCAAUAUCCUCAUCUCCAUAACGACAGUAUCUUCGAUUUUUUUCCCUACAUGUUCGCCCUGCGUGUAAGGCGCUGCAUGUUUCCACUUCCCUGCAGUAUUCCAUGUAAGGUAACGGUGCUGUUUGUGUAGUUUCCUUGACGAAAAUAUGCGACCAAGUGAAUUUUAAUUUUGAGUGGAGUGUGGCAGUGAAAAUAAUGGUAAUUGUUAUAGGCUUGCACCCUGCAAAACAAUUGUUCGCCCUCCUGGCAAGGACACAAGGAAGCUAUAUUCUUAAAAACGUGAUCAAAUAGACAUACAAAGUAAGAGUUGUUGAUUAGGUUAACGUAUUUUGUUAAAUAUUAAGAAAUGCUUCCCUUGCCAUUACCCAUUGAUUCUCUGAGUGUUAGCGGGCAGAAAGCAGAGUAGACCUGGGCGUAACACCUUAGCCGCCCUUAAAAUACUGACACUGGUAUGACUAUUAGCUAAUAGAGGUCUAUUUUUUUAUCUCAACUAUUACUGUGAACGUUUUGUUUUUGUUGUUUUACUGCUCAGACUUUCCGCCAUAUUUAUUAAAACGCUUUUUAAUGGUAAAUGCCAACUGAAAGUACUGUCACGCAUGCAGCAACCGCUUUUGUUUCACCAAUUAUUGUAGCAUCUAGUGUGCAUUACCGAGUAGACCUUCAAUCUUCCUGUCACAUUUAUAUUCCUAGUAAAGAAAUGCACUUUUUUACAGCAAGCUGUUCAGGAUAGAAACUUGAAAGCUGAGGAAGUUUCGUCUGGUGAGCUUGUGGAAAUUCCAGAAAAAUACAUAGGUUUGGUGUUUGGCAAAAAGGGAAAAAACCUCAAAGAUAUCAGCACUCAUACUGGAACAAAACUGGUUGGUAAAGACAACGGAGUGUUCAUUGUCAGGGGAACACCAGAACAAAGGGUACAAGCUAAAGUGCGAAUCAAAGAAAAAAUUGUAAGUAAAUCAGUAAGUUUUAAUGAUUCUAUAAUUCAUGCUUUUUACCAACACAUGGAAUAAUUUAGAUUGUUACAUAGCUUGUGGAUAUAUCGGUCAAUGUCUCACUCUCAUUAGCUGUUUCAGGAUCGGGUGAUUUGGGCAAUAAUUGAUGAAUUAUAUUCCGCGAGGGAUGCUUGUAAUUCAUCAAUAGUUGCUCUCUGGCAAAUUAACUUGACCGGGAAACGGUCAUCUAUAACAAAUGAUCCGCUCCCCAGGUGGCUUGAUCAGCUCAUUUGGGUAGAGUGUUCCGUCCGAUUGUCGCAAAGUUCAGGGUUCGAUUCCCACCUGAAUUUUGCCAGGUUCUCUUUCAACCACUUAGGUUCAAUUAACUGCAUGCGAGGGUUUCGUAUUUUUAUGCGCAGUUCACACAUAUGAUUUAUUUUAUAUUUUCAAUAAAAAGGAAUGGAAUGAGCUAUUGCUGGCAUGGUUGUUUUCCUUGUCCGUCUGCUCUCAAAGUAAAGGGAGAUAGAGUUUUCUUAGGGUUUUCUUUGUUGGUUGAUUUGAUACCAAAACAGUUUAUACAUGACUUUGUUCUAUAAAAAAACACUAGAAUAAAUGACUCUCAAGAAAACAAAACCAACUGUUUCCCUCGGGAGGAGACAGUGAGUGUAUUUGCGUUAACAAGUCAUAAGGAAAAAUGUUAAUAGUGAUAAAUAUUAUCCUGUAUGUAUUGCUUUAGCGCUUCUGUGAAUUUUUAAAUCCUCAUACAUAUGCAAACCGCCUAGUAUAAUAUAUAUCAAUUAAACGAAGAAAAUAAAUCCAUUUAACAGAAAUAAAAAAUAAACCGAAAAAGCGUACAUCUCUCCACUAACCACUUUUCAAUGGACCAAAAUUUCCUUAACAACAUUUCAUAUUCACAGCGUUUGAUUUAACGGUGUAUGAAGCCACUAGUAACUGGUCAGGGUCCACGGGUCGAGGUUGGCCGAUUACUUUCAAAUUUCUACAACAGAUUACCUUUCGGAUGUGAUUAUUAUAUUCCCUUAUUAAACAGAUUGGCUUUUUUCAUGGGACUUUGACCACCUCCUUGUCUUUGGCUAAUUUGCAUACGAAUACCGUGUCAAAUUUGGGGUAACUUGUGCAAGUUAUUUUACCCACCUCUUGCCAGUUUUCAGCGUUUUUUAUUUAUGUAGAUCAUCUGAGAUUCGAUCAAAUUGUAUUCACGUGAUGAAUGAUUCUGGAUUGUUAGUAAUGUCUUUGGCGAGUGCGCAAAUUUUCGUCCCGUGUGACUUUGGCGGAUUUGCCAAUUUUAAGCUCUCUUCAAAUUACAUUUUCGCACAACUGCGCAGAUAAAAUUUCAAAUCAAAUUGGUUUUGGCACAGUCCAUUAAUUACUAUUGAAUAUUCAGUAAGAUUUGCAUUGGGACCUCCGAAUCCUUUUGCAAGAUUGACCACGUAAGUCCGCCCAAAUCGGCAAAAAUAAAAUGCAAUUGCCCUCCAUUUUUUACGUACCAAACAGGCUUGGCGAACACGUUUGUGCGAGUGCUUGCGUGUUAUCCAUAAAUCUGUUCUCAGUCUGCUGUUUCGUUGAGCCUAACAAAGUUUAAAAGUUGGUUUACACAAAAUUAAUAUACGCUGCAGCUUUUGCACGUGAUUAUUAGCAACAUUUACCGCAAAAUGUAAACAUUACUUUUACCUUGAACGAGUUUCACAUGCGAUGUUUUCUGGAUGAUUUACAGCUAAAUAUUAUUGAACAUAAAAUAUAGUUUGCGUGUGUUUUUGUUUUAUUUACGUCCAAACAAGUCAUAGAAAAUCCGUGCAUAUUGAUUUGGAUCGGGAAUGAGAUAGAUUAAAUAAAGUACAAAUUUUCGACUCUUGUGACUCCAUGGGAUUCGCCAAUUUUAUAUGUGUUUGUAAAAUAUUCAGUAAGAUUUAGAUUGGGACCUACGAAUCCUUUUGGAAGACUGAGCACGUUAGUCAGCUAAAAUUGGCAAAAUCAGAAUUCGGUUUCCUGCUUGGAUUUUUAAAGCAACAGGACAUGCUAAGUGAUUUCUUUCAGCUGUUUGUAUCCUUUAUCCAAAAUUAUAUGUUUUUAUUUGUCAAAAGUAAAUGGAAUAUGAUCGUUCGGGUGAGUGUAGACCUGUGCAGUCUUGAGUGUGACUGUGGUUGACAGUGAAUGACGUUUCGACAACCUGUGCGACAGUCAACAGCAGGCCUAUUCAGGAAUACACCUGUUAGUGUUUGUCAGCUUUUAGUACUGGACUGCCUGUGGGACAAGCCCAGAGUAUAAUUUCGUAUCCGCAGAAAAACGUACAACCGGGGGAGGGAAGACACGAGGGUCUUGUACCGAGAAACCAUGUUCCCACAAGUGAGUUUCAAAGGAUUUUCCCUUGCACAGACCCUGAUGUUAAGAAAUGGACGUCCAUGAGCGAGCGAAGUGACAGCUUUGCCCUGUUAGAAGGCUUUUCAUUUUAAUAUUUCCUUCUUCUUAAUGCAACACACUCUACUUUGGGGGUCUAAAUUUCGGAUAAGGAUAAAGAAGACACUGACAAAAAUAGGAACUUUGAGAAUUUCGCACACAAGCUUAAAAGACCAGCUUGAGGAAAAUAGGAGCUAUUACUGACAAGGUGUUUUGACUGAGUAGAGCAUACAGUUGUUUUCAAGUAUAGCCCAGAUUUUUUGCUUGUGUUUGCAUCUGUAUCUUGCUAAGCUUUUUUCAUUAACUUUGUACAUGGUCUUGUUAUCAUUUGUUAAUAUGUUUCUCCUCAAUUCUGUGUUUGCCCAUUCAGCAAGCACGAUAUAUUGAUGUCAGCAUUACCGAGUUUCAAAACACCUCACUCGCGUGAUGUUUCUUGCCAUGUUUACCACUUUAUGGAGAAGUUAACUGAAGCCGACGGCAAAAUGGGAACUUAAAAAAGCCUGUAAUCGAUUUAUCUCAAAACAUAAUACACAUGACUUACACGACCUUUAUUGAAUACGAACGAACACUGUAAAUGUGAGGGGCAAAAACAGUAUUAGAAAAGAAUGAACCAUAGGGUUUUAAUUAACAUAAGGGUCAAUUAUUGUGCUUUGAGAUGAAUCGCUUGAAAAGAGAGAGUUCCUGCAUGCGCAAUCAGAAGUAAACAAGGGCACAUGGUGCGUUUCGUUCAGAUGGCACGAAAAGUUCGCAGGAGUUAUAAAGCGGCAUAAUUUUCUGCCAUGAAGAAAAGUUAGUCCAUGGGUGAGACAAACAGUAACUCGAGCGAAUUUUUAACUCAUAUUAGUAUCACGGUAAAAAAGUAUGUUAUCGAUCGUUUCAUCUAUUUACAUUGUUUAAAGUGCCUGCCGAUGAAAGCAACAUGUGAGCGAGAAAUCUUUAAACUUUUUUAGGUUACAAAAUGCAAAGGAUUCUAUUCCUUUAAGUUAGAGAAAAAUACAAAGGAAAAAAUAUUAAAACUGAAUAUCUUUUAUCUUGUGGAAACAAAUAAUGCGUUUAAUAUAAAUACUGUUUUCAUGUAGACUGUUGACCACAAGUUAGGAUCGUCUCACUGUAACCAAUGAGGCCCGUGGUUCGGGAUCAAUUGGCAGUUGGCAGUCUGUGUUAGUAAACUUCUCGUUUUCAUACAAUACAAUAUUUCUGUCUAGUGUAAGCAGAAGCAGCCCAGUGAAUUCGCCUUUUGGCGAGUCUAGUUAGCACUUUAGAAUAUGUAGAUGGUUUUAGCGCUAUAUAAAUAAAUACCAUACUAUUAUUAAUAUGUCUAACGUUGAAUGUCUCUCGGGAUGAGCCACUGUACUUUUCAGCUGAUAUAGUACUUCUGCUUUUGCUGUGGAGGUCAAAUGAAACUCCUUUUACUCGGUUUGCUUAUUUGUAUCGUACCUUGUUGAAAUUUAUUCUGACUCUGGCUGUCGUCUGUGUUUGAGAACGGAUGUUUUAUGAGUCAAAUGAGUCAAUGAGUCAUGAGUCAAUGAGUCAAUGAGUCAGAUCUGAAAAAAUAAAGUUUCGGUAGAAACAAUAAAGGCAAUUACUUUUACUUAAUUUGUCUACCUGCUUCAUUGCUGCCUGCACAUAUGCAAGGCCUAUUUCUGACCUGAAAUCUCAACCUGGGUUUUUUGUUAGCAGUAUCCCAGGCCCUGCGUGCAUGUCCCGAAAAAUAGCCUUCCCAGACACCCUUCAAGAACCAUUUAAACCAUCAGACAAUCCAUACUACUAGAGUUUCCAUACCAGAAGUGAAGUGCUGCCCCAAGGUUGUUCAUAUUAGUUGAUGCAAGAGUUUUAAACGGCGAGCUAAUGUAAGUAAACACAAACAUGAUGCAAACAAUGAAUGCCCGAUGAUUUUAAUCAAUCAACGAGCCUUGAAAGCUAUUUAAAAUGACAAUGGGUAUACAGUAAAUACCUCAAUAAUAAUUAUUCGUACACUGUAUGUUUCUAAUAUAAACACUGACUGUGUACAACUGUUCGACUCGCUGUUUCAUACCCCUCCUCGGGCAAAUUACAAUUCAGUUUGUUCGCCUCGUAGCAUCAUUCACCUUUUGAGGCAAGUAAAACUGAUUGGAACAAGUGGCGAACUACAUUGGCAAGAUUAUCAACUGAAAACAACUCUGCUACUGAUUGUUGGAGCGGACGCUUAGUGUCCUGGAUCAUCUUCAUUGUGUUCCUGAUGACCGACACCGAUCCACAGGAUGAAAGAAAAUUGUAUUCCCCUUGA
This is a messenger RNA of Porites evermanni, 14049 nucleotides long. The record is from the annotation of a GenBank genome assembly. Lineage: Eukaryota; Metazoa; Cnidaria; Anthozoa; Scleractinia; Poritidae.